Messenger RNA from Symbiodinium pilosum, 1197 nucleotides. The record is from the annotation of a GenBank genome assembly. Lineage: Eukaryota; Dinophyceae; Suessiales; Symbiodiniaceae.
AUGGCGGUCAUGGUGGCCAUGGCGGAGAGCAACCUGAGAGCUGAUCGGAUUUCGCAGGAGUUGGGGACUGGCGGUGUUGGCUAUGGCGUCACCUUGCCGUUUGAGGCUGGUGGCUUCCCUCUAUUGCUGCAUGAUCCGCGGUUUCACGUGCAGGCCUGCAACCUGAUGGAGCUGCUUUCUCCAGAAGAUCUGGAGUGCGUGAAGCUGAGCUUGGACAUGGUUGAUGUCAUCAUGGCCGAUGCACAGGUCACGAGUGCAGCUGAAUGCAACCUCAUGUAUGCUGGCAUACUAUCUCGUGGCAUUGUGGUGGCGGAUUUGUUCUUUUAUUGGAGUGAAGCCAAGCGCCGAGCAAAGAACUCGAAAAAUGCCAAGCAAGGUGAUGAAUCCGAGCUCGCUGGGGCUGCCGGGGUUGGUGCUGCGUGUGCCACUCUGGGCAUUUGGGCACUAACGUUCCAGGAGAUUCGUCUUGGACUCGGCAUGCUCAAGAAAGGAGGCACGUUCUUUUUCCGCUUUGGCUGGCGUGGACGCGGUGAUCAGGAAGAGUACUGGUACCGUGAGGCAAUCAUGCGUCUUCUUGGACUUGUGAUUGCAUUCUUUGAUGAGGUUUUUCCGUUUAAAUCGGAGAUCUACCACCAGGCCGAUCCAUGCUUCUAUGUCGUUGCAGCUGGCUUUCAAAGAUCAGGUUACGAGUCUGCAGCCCUCGAUACCAGGUCCGUGCACACACGUUUUCUACAAGGGUGCAUCGAAACUCUGGCAGAGUUCUCCACACCAGCGAGUCAACAGCGCAUUGACGAGCUCCUGGACACCGUCAGCCGCGUCCGUGCUAUAGGCCUCUCCAGCCGAAGCACAGUGGAGGCUGGCGGUAGGGAGAGCCCGGAGGCACAGCUCAUCAUACGACCAGUACCCUACCACUUGACCAUGCAGCGCUUGCGCGAGCGCAUGGAAUGCUAUGGCAAGAUCGCUUAUAUACGGCGGCGAUCCCAUGCAGUUGGCGUGGGUGCUGAUGCAUUGAUCCAAUUUGUCCAGCCGGCACAUGCCAAAAUGGCCCUGGAGGUGGGCACAUCUUGUAAAUUGGGAUUCAUCUCUGACUUUUGGAUCACAAGUUGGUCGCCAACUCAUGACAGGCUGUCAAUGAAAUGCAGGUCCUGGGUGCGGUUGUGGCGAGGUCAUGCCACUGCAGGUACGCAUGAUCUAUAA